Messenger RNA from Hydra vulgaris (swiftwater hydra), 2125 nucleotides. RefSeq names its product beta-2 adrenergic receptor. Gene Ontology annotation, biological process: chemical synaptic transmission; G protein-coupled receptor signaling pathway, coupled to cyclic nucleotide second messenger. Gene Ontology annotation, cellular component: plasma membrane; dendrite. Lineage: Eukaryota; Metazoa; Cnidaria; Hydrozoa; Anthoathecata; Hydridae. Gene Ontology annotation, molecular function: G protein-coupled serotonin receptor activity; neurotransmitter receptor activity. The record is from RefSeq and is a predicted model, not a curated record.
UUGUUUAAAAGCAUGGCUUUGCUUAGUUAAAAGCAGAAUAAAGUAUUAAGAUUUGUAUUAUUAAUUGACAUUUAAAAUUAGAUAUUUAUGCGGAUUUGAAUCCAUAGAAACAUUUAGAAAGUAACUCAACAGAAUAAUGUUUAAUUAAAGAGACGGAAGAAUAUCUUUUCGGAAGAACAUAAGUUUACUUGAAAGCAUUAAUUUACCAUGUAAAUAUUUUCUUAAAAAACAUAAAAAUAGCGCUAAUAAAAAAUGAAUUUAACAAUGCGAGAAAUAAAAUUCCAAUGUUGUUUUGAACGAGCUUUAAACGUGCAACAGGAUCAAAUACACAAAGCAGCGAAUGAUUGUGCUGUUUAUAUGAACAAAACUGGAAAAGAUUUCUGGAUAUUUUUUACGAAUUUCAUUAGCUCAUAUUUGCAAGAGCUUGAAAAUGCAACCUCAAAAUGUGAUGAGCCAAACUGGCCCGACGAAUGCAUGAAACCUACAAAAAAUAGAUUUUUAGCGUAUUUUGUAUUUUGGAUUGUGGCUCUGUUAGUAGGUUUUGUUGCAAAUAUUUUAGUAAUUUUUGUGUUUUACCAAUCAAAAACUCUGAGGAAGAAUGUUACAAAUUACUUUAUAGUCUCUUUGGCAUGCAGUGAUUUGCUUGUCAUUGUUUUUAUAAUACCUUAUAAAGCUUACCAAACCCUACACAACCAUAACUUUUGUGGCUCGAUCUCCAUUUGUAAAUUGUAUUUUACAACAGAUGUUACUUUUUUUGCAGCUUCAAUUACAAAUUUAUUUGCAAUUGCUGUCGACAGAUACCUUGCCGUUACUAUGCCGUACCGCUACAAGAAAAUAUUAAGUAAAAGGUGUGCAAGAAUAGCAAUUGCUUCUAUAUGGAUUUAUUCGUGUUUGUGGGGCGUAUUUGCAAAUUUUAAUUUUAAAACUCUUCAGUUUGAUGCUGCUCAUAUAAAAGAUAACCAAUGCACUAUCAGCAAUGGAAUAGAAACUGUAAUUCAAUAUUUUAUGAUAUUCUACAUACCAAGUAUUGCAAUGUUGUUGCUUUACGCUAAAAUUUUAAGAGUUACUUUUUCUCAUGCAAAUCAUAUUGAAGCGAUAAACAGAAGUGUCCAAGGUAAAGCUAGACGUAAGAGCUCUGGUCUUUUGCAGCUUAUUUCAGACUCAAAAUUUUUUGUAAAUAGACGAAUAGAGUUUAGAGCUACUAAGGUUGUUGUAGUUGUUUAUGGUACAUUUAUGAUAUGCUGGUUUCCUCUCAUCACAAUUGUUGUAACGGAAGUUUUAACGGGUAAAUCGAUUACUUCAAAUUUAAUUUAUGUCUUGUUUGGUGAAAUAUUACCUUUGCUCAAUAGUAUUUUAAACGCUUUUAUUUACGGGAUUAUGCAUCGCGAUUACAAAAACGGAUUAAAGCAAGUUUUUAGAAAGUUUGUUUCUGAAACAAUUUACGUUAAAACAACAGAUUUUUUUGGUAAAAAAAACAGUAGGGCAUCUUUAACUUUGAAAUCUCCUGAAAGUGACGGAUGUCCUAAUAACGAAAUUUUAAAUGUUGCAAUUAAAAAAGAUGACGAGGACGAUGCUUACGAAUCAGCCCAAGUAAACAAUCAAACGAAUAGUCUGUGAAUGGAGUAACACUCGUUGUAUUAAAUAAGUUCUGACUUUUUAUUUAUUUCUAUUAAAAAUAGUCUAUAUAAUUUUUAUUUGUAUAGCAAAAUCGUGAUAUUUUCACAUAAUUGUCUAGAAUUCCGUUUAACAUAGUACAUCAAGUAUUACAAAAUCAAUUUGAAAUCAUUUUAUUUUUUUAUUUUUCCAAACUUGACGAAACUACUUUCACACCGCAACCAUACGAAACAUACUACAUAUAAUAAGUUAAGUAUAGGUAUUUUCAUCUUUUAUUUAAUUUAGUCCACUUUGUACUCUUUAGAGAUAUAUUUAUUACAAUUUUACUAGUAGAGCAAUUAAACAACAAAGUAUUUUUUUAUCAGUACUGUUCAGGGAUGCGAAGCCCCAAAUCCGGAAUCUUUUUUAUAAUCCGGCUUUUUUUUUCUCUUUUUUUUUUUGUUUCUGAUGUUCAGGAAUUCUAAAAAUGUGACUAAUAAUCUUCAAUAAGAAAAGAUUUCAUAUGAUUUAA